Molecule: messenger RNA, 3868 nt
Organism: Entelurus aequoreus (snake pipefish)
Lineage: Eukaryota; Metazoa; Chordata; Actinopteri; Syngnathiformes; Syngnathidae
Gene: cbx4
Product: chromobox homolog 4 (Pc class homolog, Drosophila)
Exons: 5
Coding region: 239-2107 (622 amino acids)
Biological process (GO): negative regulation of DNA-templated transcription
Source: RefSeq, a predicted model, not a curated record
UUGCACGACUGGAUCAGUUCACUACGGCUCGGCUGUGACGGUCUCUCACUCUCUAUGCACACUGCCAGGACCGUGCGUGCGUGUGUGUGUGAGAGUGGGGUGUGCAAAGGAGGGGACUACUGCACGGAGCUGGAGGGAAUAACAUUUUGGAUUUGGAUAGCAGACUGGAAACUAGCAAGCCUGCGCUCCGCCUUCUCGCCUUGCACACAUCGUCGCCUGACGUCGGACUGCGGCGAGAAUGGAGCUCCCUGCCGCCGGGGAACACGUCUUUGCGGUGGAGGGCAUCGAAAAGAAGCGCAUUCGCAAGGGGAAGAUCGAGUACCUGGUCAAGUGGCGGGGAUGGUCGCCGAAAUACAACACAUGGGAGCCGGAGGAAAACAUCCUUGACCCCCGCCUCUUGGUUGCAUUUCAACACAGGGAGAGGCAGGAGCAACUGAUGGGAUAUCGCAAACGUGGGCCAAAACCAAAACAUCUUCUACUGCAGGUACCCUCAUUUGCCCGGAGAUCGAGCAUACCUGCGGGUUUUGAGGACACCUCUCCAGAUGUAGAAGACAUCCCAAAGUCCGAUCACAUCCAGGUCCAGCGUCCCCAGCCCCAGCAAUACCAGCUGAACAGCAAGAAGCACCACCAGUACCAGCCCAGCAGCCAGGAGGUCCCCGCAGACCAGCUCACCAACAGCAAGAAGAAGUACAUCUAUCAGCUAAACAGCAAAAAACACCACCACUACGAGCCUGACCCUAAUAUGUAUGACACCCAAGCUUCAAGGCUCAAAAAGGUGGUCAAAGUUCAAGAAGCAGGCAAUAAACCUGCCAACCCUGGCUGGAACCUGCCUCUAGCACUGCAGCAGAAAUGGGUUCGUGACAAAGACACCGGCUGCUUGAGUAAAGUCAAAGAGCUGGCAGUGGAGGUUAGGAAACCUGUUCCCAAAGAGGGCGUCAGUGAACAUGCCCUUAAGCCCGAUCCUAAGGACGCAACCCUGCCCAGUUCUGUCAGCAGCAAAAUGAAGAUAAUCAAGAAUAAAAAUAAGAAUGGACGUAUUGUUAUUGUCAUGAGCAAGUACAUGGACAGUCAUAAGGUGCAUGGAGCCAAGGGCAAACACGGGGAAUCCUCUAACGGGGAGAAAAUCCAAAGUGGGGGCGAGAACAAUGCAGGACACAGAACCAAAAUAGUGGAGAACGGUAUUCCCAAAGAGAUUUGUAGUAGCAGUUCCCUGCCUGCUGCAGAUCACCCACAAAAGUGUUCCCCAAAGGACCGACACUUCUUUAAACCAUCACCAAGCACAGCAGAGGAAUACAACACAGAAGUGGCGCGGGGUCAAGCGGACUUACCAGACGACCUACCCCUACAGCUGACCGCCAGCUCGCCCUCGACAUCUUGGCCGGCCGACGCCAACAUCCCCACCCCUACAAUUAUGGACCACAUCAAGAUUCCAUCCUAUUCCAGCAGCCGGAAGAGGAAACUCUCCAACCCUGUGGAUGAGAGGACUGUUUCCAAGAGCUGUCUGACUUCCAGAAGCCUCAGUGUUCCCAGCGCUGGGGUCGGUCCACCUCAGGAAAAACCCAUGGACCUUCACUGUAGUGGACGUAGCAGCACAUAUGCAUACGAUGCAAUGGAUUGUGGUGACCAAGAGGAGCCCAUAGACCUGAGCUGCCCAAAGACUAAGAGGCUGACUGAGCCGGAAAUCCCACCCGAGCCCCAACCUGAACUUUUAACACAACCUGAGCCCCAACCUGAACUCGUAAAACAACCUGAGCCCCAACUUGAACUUGUGAAACAACCUGAGCCCCAACUUGAACUUGUGAAACAACCUGAGCCCCAACCUGAACUUGUAAAAGAACCUGAGCUCCAACCUGAACUUGUGAAACAACCCGAGCUCCAACCUGAACUUGUGAAACAACCCGAGCUCCAACCUGAACUUGAAAAACAACCUGAGCCCCGACAUGAACUUGAACCCCAACCUGUUGACAAGGAUGUAGCGGAGGACACACAGAAUUCAUCUAAAGCAGCACCAGCUGAAAAGAUCUGUCCUUUUAUGGGAAACAUCAUCAUUACAGACAUCACGACAAACAGUCUGACUGUCACCUUCAAGGAGUAUGUUUCUUUCUAAGGACCUCUUUGGAAGCUACUGACCCUGUUCAUAUGUGCAUACUGUAAAAACAUGGAGAUUUUUGUACAUAGGCAAAUUUCUAAUUUAUCAUUCAAAUUCAAUAUGUUUCUUACGAUGUUUUAUACUGUAAUACUCCUGAAACGAAGCCCAAGCCAGAGCCCUCGAGGAUUUGAGUGAAUACAUUCAAGAAUCAGUUUAUUUGCUGUUUACUACCUGUACCAAACUUGUAAUCUUAAAAUGUAUGGAGGUUUAUAGGUAUUUUGUACUGAUUAUUUGGAGUCCUGCUGCGUGGUAGAGGGAAGAACUUGUUGGGUCGAUAGUGAUCAAAGAUCAAAGCGAAAGCACUUAAUUACAUUAUCAUUCGUCGAUUGUCAUUUGCUUUCAUUAGGAGUGGACAAACCGCUGCUCUUUUUAAAAGUCUUUUUCAUCAAUUGUCGCUUAAUUUAGUUAUGGGUGUAAUUAUUAAUUAGCUAAUUGUUAAGAAUUAGAGCGCACUACUGACUGUAAUCGGCAUAGGUGCUGUUGAUUCCCCCAGGGAUCAAUAAAGUACUUUCUAUUCUAUUCUGUGAUUCAGUGUAGCUCCAGUUGUGAAAAAAUAGGUCAUUGUGUAAGCUAACUCUUCUACUCGUGAACCGCUGCACACAAAACAUGCACUCCAACUGUGUUGCCGGUGCUAUUACUUCUCUGACAUUACACCACGUGGUGGCAUUGUUAUUACAUGUGGUGUAGUUAUUGAAUACAUGUGGACUUAAAAUGUUCCUAUUAGCUCAAAGCACUCUAUAAAACAUCCACUGUAACUUUAGGGUGUUUUGCCUAGUCACCAUUAAAUAUUUUAUGCACCUCUACGGGUGUGACAAGCACGUGUGUAAAAUUUGAACAAGAUUAGUCAAAAUACAAGAAGCUAAACGUAUCUGCCGGACUUAGCAAUUUACUGGCCGUAAUUCAUUGAUCAUUCCUCUAAUGAUCAUACAACUUUGGGGAUGAUAGCAUCUUACAAAGCUGUUUUAAUUAUUUCUACUUCUUUGGGUAGCAUCAAUCUGACCAAUACACAACUGGCCUUAAAAGAGAAGUUCAGAACACCCAGAGAGAUUAUCCCACCACAUUAAAUAUCUGUGUUUUUAAAAAUUGUCCUUAUUAAUUAACCAUUAUUCUUAGUGUAGUCUGUCCAAGACGCGAUCCUUCGAGUAUAUGAUGGAUUGGUAUUGUUCAUCUCAGUUUUUUAUUGCUCCAAGCUUACUAGUUUUAAUAUUGUUACGUGAUCUGACAAAGGCAUGUGACUGCUUUUUUGCUAAUUACCUAUGAUAUGUGACUCCUCAAAACUUGGUAUAGACAAUAGUUUACAGUGAGCACGGGCUGUUAAUGUUAUUUUUUAUGCUGCUUAGAAUGCUAAUGUUGAAUCUGUUGGAUGUACAGUCAAAAUCACCUUGUACGCACAUCGAAUGCAAAGACCAGUAUGAGAAUGCUAAAAUCCUACGAGAAUGAAACGGGAGAGUGCAUAUUUAUUUGUUGUUGAUAAAAAACCCUGCAAUUGAUCUUUUAUUUUUGAUUUUUUUUUGCUUUAAUUUGUUGCUCUUGCACUCAGUUGAAUAGAUUGUCAUGAAGUUGGUUAAGGGGCGUUUGUUGGCUCACUGCAGUCGGCACAUUUUCACAAUAAAGAAAGAGAAGUUCCUUGUUUGUAUGAACUCUUUAACCUCACUGGGACUUCUAGUUGGCUGUGAACUCCAAGAAUGUUUCAUUAUCAGAAAGAAAAAAAAAUCCUCA